Molecule: messenger RNA, 633 nt
Organism: Saccharomyces mikatae IFO 1815
Lineage: Eukaryota; Fungi; Ascomycota; Saccharomycetes; Saccharomycetales; Saccharomycetaceae
Gene: ASG7
Product: Asg7p
Exons: 1
Coding region: 1-633 (210 amino acids)
Source: RefSeq, a predicted model, not a curated record
AUGACUACUUUGGCGCCACGUAGUAAGAAUAAGACAAGACAACUGACCGCGCCCUUCGAGGAUGAUGAGAACCCCUGGAUGAAAAAAUACUGUUGCCAAUGUAAAUCAUGUAAAAUGAGUAUACCCAUUCAGCCUUGGUUGCCAAGGUUUUUCAUUUUUGGCGUUUUGUGUCCCAUUUUCUGGUUAGUCAAUCUCUCAAUUUGGUGGUUUGUACAGUUUUGGCAACCGCAUGAAUUAGAAUUUCACGACUUGCAGGAAGACGAAUACCCAGGAUUUUACGAAUGUGAAAUCAUAGCGAAAAGAUCGGUUAUGCCCAUAAAGGAAGAAGUCAUCCAAGAAAUUCACACCAUCCAAGAUCUCAGUGAUAGCAAUAGCGAAGACUAUAAGAAUGACGGAGAGAACGAUACGCCGCCGUCUUUCUUAAAGCUACACGCGGAACAAGUCGAGAACGAAGAGGACACCCUGAAGAAAUAUCGUUACGAGUUUUUGAAGAAGAUAGCUCAUGAUGUCUUGGAGUCGCACGAUAUGUUACGUAAGAGCUUUCGCAACUGGAAUCUACGGUCUUUGCUUGGCCUUGUCAUUGACAUUAUACUAGUAAUAUUUAUAGCCCUUCUAUGUAAGAAAACCGGUUAG